This is a messenger RNA of Heterocephalus glaber (naked mole-rat), 252 nucleotides long. The record is from RefSeq and is a predicted model, not a curated record. Lineage: Eukaryota; Metazoa; Chordata; Mammalia; Rodentia; Bathyergidae.
AUGACUCGUUAUUUCUGCUGUGGAAGCUACUUCCCAGGCUAUCCUUGCUACGGAACCAAUUUCCAGGGGACCUACAGAGCCACCCCGCUGAACUGCGUUGUGCCCCUGGGCACUCCCCUGCACCGCGCCUACAGCUCCCGGAACUUCUGCUUAAAUGGUUGCAGUGGUUGUUGCUAUGGCAGCAGCUUUUACAGGCCUUGGGGUUCUGGCUCUGGCUUUGGUUACAGCACCUACUGAUGGACCGGUGGCACU